CCGCCGGCCAUCGCGCCAAUGUUGGGGUUCUGACCCUGAAUGCGAUGGUCAAAGGUGUGCUCGCGACCCAUUUCCAGAGCUACCCCAAAACGGCAUUUCGCUUCUUCUCGGGCGUUAUGCAAAGGCUGGCGCCUCUGCGCGCGAAGGCACAACUGGCGGAGCUCACUCCGGGCAUCAGGGCGAAGCCGGCAUCGAAGGUUCGCGAUGCCACGACUCGGCUCGAGUACGCGGUCCUGAUCCCUAAAUCGGCGAUUCCUGAUCUAGUCACGCUGCUGGACGAGGACAGCAGCUUCACGGUCCCGGCGGGUGCCUCCUACGGCCGGGACAUCGGGCACCCGCACCCGGUGCAGCGCGCCGGCAGCUUGCGCCUGACAGCCGUCGGACUGUGCAAGGCUGGACUGUUCGCAGUGACGCUGCCGCACGGUGCCGCCUUCGAGCUGGGCCGGUACCAGACUAACCUGGAAGCUGGUGGAGAAACGUACACCCUUGAUGUGCGCCGCAUGUCCCGUCGGCAGGGUGGCCAGCAGCCGGGCGGCCCAUGCGCCGCUGCCGGUGGUGCCGCGGCCCCUGGCGGCGCGGCGCCGGGCGCCACCGGCGCCGCCGCUGCCGGCGGCGCGGCGUGGGGCCGCGGGGAUGCCACCGGCGCCGCUGCUACCAGCGGCGAGGCACAGGGCCGCGGUGGCAUGACUGGCGGCUCUGCUGCCGCUGGCGCGGCGCAGGGUCACAGGGGCGCCGCCGGUGCUGCUGCUGCCGGUGAAUCGGCGCAGGGCCGCGGGGGCGCUGUCGGCGGCGCUGCAGCUGGCGGCUCGGCGGGGGACCGCGGGGGCACUCCUAGCGGCCGUGCCGCCGCCGGCGGCGCGGCGCAGGGCCGCAGGGGCGCCGCCGGUGCUCCUGCUGCCGGCCGCGCGACGCCAGCCCCCGUGGACGCUGCUGGCACCUCCGCUGCCGGCGGCACGGCGCGGGGCCGCAUGGGUCCUGCGGGUGCCCACGCUGCCCGCGGCGCACAGCAGGGCCACAAGAGUGCUGCUGGCGCGUCCGCUGUCGAUGGAGCGGCGCAGGGCCGCGCAGGCGCCGCCGGCGCCCCCGCCGCCGGCAGCGCGCGGCAGGGCCGCAAGCGCCCUCUGCGCCCCACCAUCGGCGUCCGGCUGCGACGCAGUGCGGGUGCUGCCGGUGCCUCCGGCACUGGCGGAGCGACGCGGCGCCGUGGCCAGCAACGACGCCCGGCCGCCGCGGCCCCGGCUGCGGCUACGGCCGCGCGUGCGGAUGGCCCCAGCGCCGUCCAGGGCAGCGGUGCUGCGCCGUCCGGCACCCCUCGUGGCGGCGGCGGCCGCGGCGCUAGCUCCCGCCGCCAGCACAGCGGCAGUCGCAGCCACAGCCGCCCUCGCCGCGACCGCAGCAACAGCCGGGGCCGCAGCUUCACCAGCCGCGGCGCCAGCCGCAGCCGCGGCCGCAGCCGCAGCCGCAGCCCGGGCCGCAGCCACACGCACACCCGCAGCCACGCCCGCAGCCGCCGCAGCAGCAGCGCCUCGCGUGGCACGAAUGGCGGGGCUUCUGGCAAGUUGGGUGGCAGCCACAGGGGCGCCUCUGCGGAUAACUCUGGGGAGCGCGUGGACCACCGCACCCGCAGCGGUCGCGUCUUCCGCCGACGGGCCGGUCGCGUCCCAGCCGGUGACGGCAGCACCCUGACCGGGGAUGGGCGUACCAGCAGCAAUGCGCCGCGCCCGGGCGACGGUGCCGGCGACGGCGGGUGGAGCGUGGUGCCCAGCCGUCGCCGCCAGCGCAGUGCCUCGCCAGGGGCGGAGCCGGCCAAGCGUCAGGCUCUGCCAGAGCAAGCCCAGGUUAAACUGCGUCUCGCCUCACAGCAGCUCCGACUGGGUGGCUGGUAUGCAUGGUGGGGCCCUGCCGACUCGUCACGUACCGGUGGCGUCGCCAUCCUCAUCCGUGCCUCCCUCAUCUCCCGUGGCGUGGUGACCCCGGCAACGCCUCCCGCCCUCGACCCGGCCGCCGCCAGCCGCCUUCUCCUCCUCCCUCUCGCUUGGGGCGGCCACUCCCUAGUGCUUGCCUCUGUCUACCUUCCCUCGGGCGACCCAGCGGCCCAGCGCCGCUUCAUUGCCGACCACCUUGCGCCGGCUGCCACGCUGCCUGGCCUCAAGGUGUGGGCUGGUGACUACAACUUCGUAUGCAACGCCACCAUUGACACCCUCCAUCGCGGCGGCCGCCUCCUGGACCCCGGCACGACCUCCCUCUUCGCCUCCACCUGCGCCUCCCCUGUGGACUCCUUCCGCCACCUGCACCCUACCCGCCGGUCCUUCACCUUCAUCAACCAUAUGGGUGCCUCUCGCAUUGACCGCAUCAUGCUCUCUCCGGAGCUGCUGUCGUCGCUGCGUGCGUGCGCCCAUGUGCCUGGCCGACCGUCCGAUCAUCGCCUGGUUGUGGCCACCCUUGCCCCAGUCGACGGUGCCGUCUCUCCUGGCCCUGGCUUGCGGCGGCUCAGUGAUGCCUACCUCGCGUUCCCCGACCUGCGCCGCUCGCUGCUCGACUGGAACCGCGGCGCCUGUGCCGCCGCCCCCGAGGCGCCGGCGCCGUUGCUGCGGUGGUUUGUGGCCUACAAGCGCGACCUGGUGCGCACGGUUGGCCGCCUUAACCGCAUCGCCCGUGGCCGCAUCCUUGAGGAGACAGCGGAGGAGGCGGCGGCCCGUGCUGCUGAGGCGGCCGCCCUAGCGGUGGUAGAGGCUGGAGGCCCCGAUGCUGCUCAGGCUGCUGCUGCGGCCGUCGCCGCGCGCUCCGCGGCUGCCGCAGCGGCGCAGCGCGCGGUCGCUCGGCACGCUCGUGCCGCCCGCCUCCAGUGGCUGCGCACCCGCGAGACGGCUUCGCCUGCGAUCACGCGGCUUGUGCGGCCCCCUGGCGGCGCCGCGCGCAUUGCGGCAAUCCGGCGCCCGGACGGCACAUUUGGGCGGCGCUGCACUGACGAGGACGCUGUGCGCCUUGGCGCCGACACAGUGAGUUCAGCUGAGGUGGAGGCUGCCCUGGCGGCGGCGCCGGCUGGCAGCACCCCGGGCCGCGACGGCAUCCCGGCUGAGUUGUACCGGGAACUGGGGGGCCCCACGGCACGCGUGCUUGCGCGUGUGUUCACGGCCUCCCUUGCUGCUGGUGCUCCUCCACGCGGCUUUCUCGAUGGCGUCAUUACAUGCUUCAGCAAGCCCGGGGACCCCCUGCAGCCUUCGUCGUAUCGGCCCAUUACGCUGCUCGGCACGGACUACCGCACGCUGGCCCGCGUCCUCGCCAGGCGGCUCAUCCCCGUCUUCAGCAACGUCAUCCACCCCGCCCAGACAGCCUUCCUGCCCGGGCGCCGCAUCGCCGACAACGUCCUACUGCUGCAGCUUCUGCCGGAGCUCAUGCGGGUGGCCGAAGGCGGUGGCCCUGGCGGCGGUGGCGGGGGCGGGGGCGGGGGCGCUGCGGGCAGCACCGCUGACGCUGACCGCGGCGUUGUGGCCUUCCUGGACUUCUACAAAGCCUACGACACCCUGGACCGCAACUUCCUGUACCGGUGCUUGGCAGUUAUGGGCGUUGGCAGUGGCUUCCUGGCCUGGGUCAAGCUGCUGCUUACGGGCACGCGCUCUGCCGCCCUGGCUAACGGCUACCUGUCGGCCUUCGUCCUCAUCAUUGCGGGCGUACGGCAGGGGUGCCCGCUGGCGCCUCCUUUGUACUUGGCGCCGGCCCAGGCCCUCUUCGCCUACCUCGACCGCGUGGGCUUUGGUGUCUCCUGGGCGGAUAUCCGCCUCGUCGCUACUGCCUAUGCGGACGACGCUGCGCCGUUCUUGCGUCGGAUCGCCAACGUGCCUGGUUUCCUGGCAGCUAUGGAGACCUUCCGCGCCGCCUCUGGGCAGCGCCUUAACCUCGACAAGGUGGAGCUCCUGCCCAUCGGUGCACGGCGCCGCGCCACUCCUGCUCCCGUCCGCGCUGUCGCUGCUGGCUUGGCGGCUGGCGGCGCAGCGGCUGGCAACAUGGCAGCUCGCGGCGUGGCGGCGACCAGUGUGGCAGCUGCCGGCGGCAUGGCUGCCGGCGGCGCGGCGGCUGGUGGCGCGGUGGCUGGCGGCGGCCCCGGCGCCAGCCACUCUGGUGGGGGCAUCUUGGCGGCCGGUGGUGCGGUGCCUUCUCGGGCGGGCGCGGUUUGGGCAGCUGCCGGUGUUGUGGUCACUGGUGGCGUGACGGCCGGCGGCUCCGCCGCGGGUGCUGGCGGUGCCGUAGCCGCGCCUGCCCCGCCCAACACAGUUGCUAUGGCGCAUGGCUUGCGCGUAGUCUCGCACUCGCGCACGCUGGGUGUGGUCUUCUACGACCUCCCACUUGGCACGGCUGCAGCCCAGGGGGCUCCUUCCCUCUCCCCUGCCAUUGGCACCCUGGGGACGCUCUGCGGCCUCCCCCUAACGGCCUUUGGCCGUGGCUUCUGUGCCUCCUCCUACGCCGUCAGCCGUGUGCUCUACCAUAUGGAGUUUGCGGGCCUGCCGCCGCAGACGGUUUUGGCAGACUUCCUCAAAACGCUUGUGCGGUUUGUGGACCGCCGCAUCAUCGUUGCCACGCCGCAAGGUGCUGGCCGGGCCCGACUUCCCGGCCUCCCCUCCGACUGCGUCGCCCUGCCGCCACGCGAUGGCGGCUUUGGACUGCUGCCGGUGGUGGAACACGUGCGCGCCCGACACGCUGUGUUGGCUGUGCGCUGGCUGCAGCACAUGCACGGCUCUGCGGCUGGCACCUACGUACCGCCGUGGACAGCCGCCGCCACCGCCCUGGUGCAGCAGCUACACACGGCCGCCCACCCCCUCUGCGUCCUGACGAUGCAGCGGGCGGCCGGCGGUGUCGGACCCGCUGCCGAUGGCUGUGCAAUCUUCGGCCAGCCGGUGGCGGCAACCUGCCCGGCCCUCGUGCGCCUCCUAGGUGCCCUCAGCUACCUGCCUCCGGUCACAAUCCUACGCCCGGCUGUGCUGGUGCCAGGGCCCUGGUGCUUUGCACUUCCGCUCUGGGGCAAUCCAGUCUUGCCGUGUGCGGCGGGGCUUCAGGCGGGUGGCUUGGAACGUGACUUCCCAGCUCUCAUGGCGCUGCCGGGUCUACUCACGCUCGGCACGGCAGUGCGGUGCUGGGAGGCGCUGGCCGCGGUGCGCCAGCUGGUGGCGUCCAAGCCGGCUGGUAUGGCUGCUGCUUGCGCAGAGCCUGGGGUGGCGGCAUGGCGCGGCUGACGUGCCCUUGCUGACCCUUACGGUGAAGCAGGCAACCCAGCUUCAACUUGCGCCUGCGUACGACGCGCUCCGCGUGCGUCACUUGGCCUUCAUCCAAGAGGCCUACAGCGGCGCCGCGCCGCCAGCGGAAGCGAUUCAUGCGCUGCGGGCGGCCCUGGCGCGGCUGUGGGCUUUGGUGUGGGAGCCGCGACACAAGGAACCGCUCUGGCGUCUGGCAGUCAAUGGGUUCACGGGCUUUGGGAUGCUUGCGGCGUGGGCCGCAGAUGGACGCGUGGAGAAAUGCCCGUGUGGGACUCAGAUGACUGCUGGGGCUAGGGUUCAUCACUUCUGGGACUGUGUGGUGGCGGAGGCUCUGCGUGAUGUGAUGCGGGAGCAUGCGAAUGUGGACAUCACACGGAACCAGUUGUGGUUAGUACAGGCGCCACCAGGGCUAUCGCAGGCGGUGUGGGACAUCGUGUGCUUGGCUGCUGUGGCGGCCCUGGAAUACGGCCGACAGCGCCUUUACGCUUGCCGUGAUGCUGCAGACCGGACUGCGGAGGUUGCUGUUGUGCGAAGGAUAGGUGUGGAGGUGAUUGCGGACUUCUGGUCACGGCUAGCUGCGUUUGUGAGUCUGCGUCGGCCUCCGCGCCGCUGGGACCUUGUCCCGAACCAGCACCCAUUCCUAGCGUCAGAUGAUGUUGGAGGGGUUAUCUUGGUAGGGC
This is a messenger RNA of Chlamydomonas reinhardtii, 5929 nucleotides long. RefSeq lists its product as uncharacterized. NCBI's taxonomy places the organism in Eukaryota, Viridiplantae, Chlorophyta, Chlorophyceae, Chlamydomonadales, Chlamydomonadaceae. The transcript is spliced from 5 exons. The record is from RefSeq and is a predicted model, not a curated record. Gene Ontology annotation, molecular function: catalytic activity. Bases 117 to 5228 code for a protein of 1703 amino acids.